Drosophila serrata is the source of this 2382-nucleotide messenger RNA. RefSeq lists its product as uncharacterized. The record is from RefSeq and is a predicted model, not a curated record. Gene Ontology annotation, cellular component: nucleus. Gene Ontology annotation, biological process: regulation of transcription by RNA polymerase II. Lineage: Eukaryota; Metazoa; Arthropoda; Insecta; Diptera; Drosophilidae. Gene Ontology annotation, molecular function: RNA polymerase II cis-regulatory region sequence-specific DNA binding; zinc ion binding; DNA-binding transcription factor activity, RNA polymerase II-specific.
CGACAUUAGCCCUUAUUGUGGCAAAAGUUAUCUGCACUUUAUUUUGACACAUUUGCCGGAUCCAUAUCACCGAAAUGGGUUAAAUAUAGUAAGCGAUGGGUGGUCACACUAUCCAGCACACUGCAACAAAUUUGUUUUGUUUUCUUAGCUCGGGUUGCCUUGUUCCCGGAGAAAUGGGCACCAAAGAGCUCCAGGAAUCCGUCCACUCGCUGUGCCGCACCUGUCUGGUCCACAUGGAGCAGGGGACAGGCUACGACCUGUUCCAGAUUCCAAAUCUGGCCAAGAAGCUGACUGCUUGUACGUCAAUGGAAUUGGAUGCGCAGGAUGGCUUCCCGAGCCACAUCUGCCACCUGUGCUUUGGGAAGUUGAACGAGCUGCACGAUUUCCAGGAACAGUGUGCGGGCUCCCAGAGGCGACUUAAGGAAAUGUUUGCCAAGAUCCAAGUAUUUCCCGUUGGACAAUUCGAGCCUGUGGCGGAGGAAACAGACAUGCUGGGCAGACAAGAGGAGCAGGCCAGUUAUGAUCCUCUCCUCAACCACAAGCUGGAACUUAUUGACAACGAGGAGGAGGUGUUUAAGAUGUUGGAAACGGUGGACAGGGAACCGGAGGAGAAUAACCGAGACGAUUCCUCAAGUAAAGAGCGUGGAUACGAUGAGCAGGAGGCGCAGAAGAGCUUCUCCAGCGACGACGAACAACCCUUGGCUAAGCGGAAAAAGACUCACUGCCCUAAGAGUCGCCCGCACCAACUCAUCACCUGCCCCAUCUGCCAGCAAAAGUUCAAGAAGUCGUCAAAAUUCGAGGAGCACAUGAAGCACCAUAAUGACCUGCUGCCCUUUCAGUGCGCAGAUAAAAAUUGCCGGAAAGGCUUCACCACAGCCGGUGCUCUACGGCUGCAUGUAGAUUACGCGCACACCAAGAAGGCGGAUGAGAUUCCCUGUACCGUGGAGGGCUGCCGGUUGAUGUUUCCUCGCAUUCGCCUGUUGACGAUACACCUGAAGAAGGUGCACAACCAGACCAGAGUGAGUGCUCCGCGGGCGGAGCAGCCAUGCGGGGAAUGCGGACUCGUCUUUCGCUGUCCUGUGGCCCUCAAGAAGCACAUGUAUAAGCACACUGGCGAGGAACUGCCGUAUCCCUGCAACAUCUGCGGCAAGGGCUUCCACAUCAACAGCGCCCUAAAGAAUCAUCUCCUCCGGCAUGCGGGCAUCAAGAACUACGUGUGUCCUUACUGCGGCGUGGGGAAGACCACGAGGCAGGAGUGGAGCAAGCACCUCCUUACGCACACCCAGGAGAAGCAGUUCAAGUGUCACAUAUGCGCCCAUGCCACCCACACGAAGCGCGCCUUGGACAGCCAUGUCAAGAUUGUGCAUGAGAAGAUCCGGAACUUUGCUUGCCAGUACUGUGGGAAAACUUUUGGAAAGUCCCAUGCCUGCAAGAUCCAUGAAAUGACGCACACCGGAGAAAAGCGCUGCGAGUGCAAGGUCUGUGGCAAGAAGUUCCUGUACACCGAGAGCCUGACAAAGCAUCUCAAGAUCCAUGAAAAGAGUGUGGAGAGAGCUCUGGAAACCUAUCGCCUACGGCAAGGAGACGGUGAAACCGGAGACGUCCAAGUGGAUGCGGAUCAGCUGCUUAAAGUCUGCGCCGAAUCGGUGGCGACCAUACCCAAGGAUCCGCGUCGUGUAGAGCGUGUUGAUCUGUCCCAACUGGCAGGCACUGUGGUUAAUCCCAUUCCCACUGUUCAACUGCCGCCCAGUGAGGCCCAGAUCCGCACGAAAUUCGUCCAGAAAGAGGGCAUGCACCUUUGCCCCGGCUGCAGCCAGGGUUUCAAUAAUCUAGGCAACAUGAAGCGUCACUACAAGAGCGUCCAUGAAAAGGUUAAGGACUUUGAGUGCCGCUUCUGCGCGCGCCGUUUCGCAAACUCGCAGUCUCUGAAGCAACACGAGUGGAUACAUACCGGUGAGAAGCCGUACGAGUGCAAGGUGUGCAGUACUCAUUUCCGACAGGAGGCGGCUCUCAUCCGCCACCAGAAGGUCCAUUACGAAAAGCAUCCAAAGCCGGCAAAACCACCAAAGGAAAUCACAGAUAGAGCUCGCCAAAAGGCGAUGCAGAAAAGUGAACGCCGACAGAAAGUGGAAGCGCUGCGCCAGGAGAUAGCCGAUGCUGCCAAGGAGGAGCUCAAGGAUCUGGCAAAGCUGCGGAACCUAGAGAAGCAACAUAACUCCUAUGAACAGUAUCAGGCAGCGGCAGUCAACCAGGCUAAUCUGGGAACAGAAAAGGAAUCUUAAGGCUCAAUGUCUUCCAAAAUGGGUAGACAUCAAUCGUUGGUUAAUAUUUAACUAUUUCCUAAUUGUUAUCAUAGUUUUAAGUAAUUAAAGUAACAGGAAA